UUUUAUUUUCCGCUUACGCACAGAGAGAGAGAGAGAGGAAAGGUUCGGUGAAAAAUCCUACGCACAGCGUUACGGAGUCAUCAAUAGUUCCGCUAGAGACUUGAUCCUCGCUUUUCUCUUGAUUCACAAUAGGAUGUGAUUUCGGGCGGGAUUGCGCGGAGAUUGGACUCUUGAGCCAGAUUGUUGUUUUUGCCACCGAGAAAGCUGUUCUGGAUUACAAGCACAAAAAUCAGAAGCGGGGACUUCGAAGAAGAAAAAAUGUAAACAAAGACACUGCCCAACUCAAGAGUACCCUUAGACCAUCACUUUGAUCGCUCCAGCAAUCAAGACAAUGGCUGAAAAUGACACAACAUUUAACACAACAUUUGCAGAGCUUCCAAAAUUGAACAUUACCAUAGAUUUCAACUUGACGACAGAAGAUGGCAACAUCACUAAACGUGAUGUUCCAUUUUAUCUCAACUUUCGCGACGAGCCAUGGGUCAUCCCCGUCGUGGCCUUAUCUAUGUUCAACAUUGCUGCCAUCAUCAUUUUCGAAAUAUUUGUUUUGUAUAAAUCAUGUGGUGGAAGAAGACAUUUGCUUAUGGGACAGAUCUUGCUUCUAGGACUAUUGCUUUGUUCCCUUCUUGGUCUAACGUAUGUGCCACAACCGCAUUGGCUGUUCUGUGGAAUUGCUAGGGCUGGAGUUGGAAUUGCCUAUGCAAUCGUCUACGGUACUCUUCUGGUUAAGUGUAUUUUUCUCCUAAAACUGCAUCACGGAGUUUAUUUUAAUGCGUCAUUCCAAGGCCUGCUUUUGUUCUUUGUCGUUGCUGUUGAGGUUGUCGUGAUCACACAAUGGCUAAUAUACGAGCCACCAAACACCACCUUGGCAUCCGUUUCUGGUCAUACUUCUCCAGUAUGUGAGAAAACCCCCGUUGAAAAGAUCCAGUAUCUUGUGUACGACAUGUUUCUGCUGUUUCUGGUCAUCGUCGCAUCCAUUCGUGCCCGGACACUGAGAGAAAACAAUAAAGAAGCAGUCUACAUCGGAGUGGCGAUCGGUUUUUCUCUCAUUCUGUGGGUGGCUUGGACUUCAUUGUGUCUCAUUUUCGAUAGAAGGUACGAGGCGCCUGCCGAAGCUCUUGGACUCUCAUGCACUGCACUGAUUGUUUUCCUCCUGGUUUUCAUUCCGAAAGCAGUCCAGUUAUGCAGGCCUCGUCAGGAAUUGUCCUCCAGCAGUCACUCCGUCAUCCACACUCCGUCCUUCCUGCACCUACAGCCCCAGGCCAUUCUGCCUGGAAGCGGACAAGGAACUCUCAUAAAGCAGACGAAUGCCAACCCCGAUUACUGUCGUAAUUACCCGUCAAGAUUCUGGCGCUACGAUUACCCGAGCUUCCAACAGAUGGAGCCACCAGCGAUUGUGUCUUCUGAUAUGAACUCGCUGAAAAAAUCAACCGGAUCUUUUAACCAUUCCCAUCUGUAUUAAGGGCCUAAUUUUAUGAGGAGAUCACGGGAGCUGAGCUCCUGCACUUCUUUUGGAUUUCAUGUGGAUUUUAACCAUUUUUGACGAAUUUCAGACUAUUUUCGUGUGAAAAUAGGUUUUGAGAACCAUAGGGCUCCUGCAUUUUUUUUUUUUUUUUUUUGGUUAGAGACUGAGAGCCCUAGUAUUAACAAUACAUACAGUCUGAGUAAAAACUUUAGGUCCAGUGCAUUUUUUUGAGAAAUUGGACACACCUUAAUCUUAGGAUUAAAAAGUCAUAUGAGUGGGAAUUAUUAACCUUAAAUACAAAUAAAAAAGACAAAAAAAAUUAAUUGUAAGUGUUUCAUUAUCAGAAAAUAUUACAGAUCAAUAUUUAAACCUGAGUAAAAUCUUUAAGGCCAACAUAGAAAAAAGCAUAUUGGGACAAAAUUUCAAAUAUUUAUAAGCUUGUGUGGGAGCAUUCCUUCAAAUUACUUCAAAUAUUCUUGUUUUCAUGAAUGGAACUAGUUUUUGACAAAAUUCGGGAUUGUAUUUUUUACCAUUCAUCUUCGAUGGUAGAUUUCAGCUCUAUUGAUAAAGUAAAAUGUCUCUCCUUUGCAUAAACUCUUCUUGCUAAGUCACCCAAUAAGUUCUCUAUUGGGUUGAGAUCUGGAGACUUAGUUGGUCAUUUCAAAGUUUCAUUUUUGUUUACUUGGAGCCUAUUUUUUGCACUAUUACUCGGAUGGAUAGAUGCAUUGUUUUGCUGAUAUUUUCAAUUUUCUCCAGCAAUAAAUUCAGCAUUUGGUAAAAGAUGACUUGGGAGGACAUUUUGAUAUGCUUGUAAGUUCAUUUUACCUGAAACAAACGCAACUGAGCACACACCAUUGUAAGCAAAGCACUCUCAAGUUCUGACAGAGCCUCCAUCUAAUUGGCGCUUGUAGAAUAUUUCUUUUUCUUUUCGUAAAUCAUGCCAAUAGUACCUCCGUCCGUUUGGUCCAUCCAAACUCCACUUCUUUUUGUUAGAAAAAAUUAUUUGUAUUCAUUGGUUACCCCAGGUCAUGAUUUCCAGCUAAAGUUGAAACGCUCUAUUUUGUGCAUUUUCAAUAAUUUGAGGUUUAAGCAAUUUUGCAGCAUUAAUAAAAUUUCCACACCUUCUAAUUGUGUUACAUAUCGUUUUUGACAAACAUUUAAACCUAUCGUCUUAAUAAAUUUCCUGGUUGAGUACUUUUCAGGUAAUGUAACAAUUUAAAAACUUCUUCCAUGACGCGAGGACAAAGCUUUAAGUUUUCCCGGGUUUUUUUUAACCCUAAUUGUGUUUAAAUCAAACAAAAAUGUUGACUUCAGUCUUCGAUCUUCCUAUUUUUUCGCAAUAGUACGUCUACUUAUCCUUGUUGAAGAAGAAGCUUCAAUCUGCCCUCUUUCUUCAACAGUUAAUUUCUUACCUUACAAUAUCGUCACAAGUAGGACAAAAACUUUGAAGAAAUUAAUCACAAAACUGCAAAUUGAAGGGUUUUCACAAUCUUGUUAACUGAGGUGACAUUUAUUACAGUAUAUGUACUUGCAGUUUUUUAAAAAUAAUAGUGGCCUUAAAGUUUUUACUCAAACUGAAAUGCUAACUUUGAAUAAAUCACAGCUUUUCUGGUUAUUGAAUGCUUUACAAAUCCUAUUUGUUGUGUUAUUUCUUACCAAUGAACGUUAAUAAUUAAUAAUACAAUAAUAUUAAAAUCCCUUUAGCUUUAUUUUCUUUUUUUCAAAGAAAAUUAUACUGGCCUUAAAGUUUUUACUCAGGCUGUAUAUGUUGGGUGAUACUUUUAAAACGAACGUUUGAAUGUAACGCUCUAAAGUAAUGGAUUCACUGAGUUCCGUCUUAUAUUUACGUAUUUUACUGGUGUGUGUAACAGUUCAGUUUAAGCGGAUUUAAUCAUAUGCUGCAUUUGUUUGAUUACUGAAUUGUAAGUGCAAGUCUUAAUUCGAGCUUGUAAAAUCUAACCAAACUUAUCUAAUGAUAGUUGGCUGAAGCGCAUUUCAAAGCGAUUUGUUUUCAAUUGCUGAAAAUACAUGGAAUGUAGAUUAUUUUUGUUAAGUUGAAAUUAAAACAAUGGUUAUGGAUUUAGAACGGGCAGUUGCCAGAUUGGCUUCUUUAACUAAUUUACCUACGAUGGACCAACCAAGUUCUCGCAUUUGAACCUACAACAUGUUAACUAAGUUUUUCCAGAUGAGUCAAUCAUGACCCAACUCGUUUUCCUGCAUUAACCUGAGGUUGGGAUUUUGUUGCCUAAUUGUCGUCCAAACUACCUGUGUUUCCAUUUUUAUUGUUUCAUAUCCUAACUGAAAAAGAUGAUGGUCCACUGUUAAGUUACCGCAUAAGUUGAGGUUGGUGUUUUAUUAGUGAGUCGUUUGCCAAACUUUGUAAAGUUUUCAGUUUUCAUCGUUAUAUAUUUGUCCUAACGUGAACUCUAUUCUGGGCUAAUAAUGUUGCUGCUGUCAACUGUUGUCAACCACAUUUAUUAAGUGGGGCUGGUAUUUUGUUGUUUAAUUGUUGGCUACCUGUUCGUACUAAUAUUCGGCCCUUUGUAGCCAACCACAUAAGCCGCGGUAAGGUUUUGCUGGCGAGUUGACCAAACUUUUUUUUACUUUCAUUUUAUCGUUAUUUAUCCCAACGUGAAAACGAUGCUGAGCCAAUGUUGCUGAUGCCAACUAUUGACAACCACAUAGUGUGGCAAACAUUAAUUAUUUGCCAACUCUUCUAACCGUUCCCCAACGUUGGGCCACCCUGCUGUCCUACUAGGGAUCUAACUGGAACCAUCCCUUAGGAUCAAAUGCAUUUCAUUCUAAACAUCAUUCUCAUCCUUUACUAAAAUAUUUUUUCCAUUACAAGAUUCAUCAAGAAGUAAUUUUGAAAACGGAGGAUUCAAGUAAAAAUCAUGCUAUUAUAGCAUUGAAUAUGUAUAACGAAUUUACAAUCAUUUUUAUAUUUCAUUUGUAGAACUAUUUUAGCAAUAAAAAUGAAAUA
Molecule: messenger RNA, 4445 nt
Organism: Uloborus diversus
Lineage: Eukaryota; Metazoa; Arthropoda; Arachnida; Araneae; Uloboridae
Product: metabotropic glutamate receptor-like
Exons: 5
Coding region: 332-1459 (375 amino acids)
Biological process (GO): G protein-coupled glutamate receptor signaling pathway; regulation of synaptic transmission, glutamatergic
Cellular component (GO): membrane
Molecular function (GO): group II metabotropic glutamate receptor activity
Source: RefSeq, a predicted model, not a curated record